Molecule: messenger RNA, 1776 nt
Organism: Aspergillus nidulans FGSC A4
Lineage: Eukaryota; Fungi; Ascomycota; Eurotiomycetes; Eurotiales; Aspergillaceae
Product: dolichyl-P-Glc:Man(9)GlcNAc(2)-PP-dolichol alpha-1,3-glucosyltransferase
Exons: 3
Coding region: 1-1776 (591 amino acids)
Cellular component (GO): endoplasmic reticulum membrane
Molecular function (GO): hexosyltransferase activity
Source: RefSeq, a predicted model, not a curated record
AUGGCACCCUCAGUCCCCUCAUCCUAUCGCCCGCGGAAGAAGAGAAAGUCUGCCGCGCUCUUCGCCGGCUCGAACAACCCACUCACAAUAGACGCAGGGGAGGGGAAAGCUGCGCCUGCAUUUCCAUUAGUAUCAUUUCUAUGGGGAGCUCGCGCUGGCGUAUCUCAAUGGCUCGUUCUUCCUCUCAUAUUGAUGACAGUGGGCCUGUUUCGCUGGGCUGUCAGUCUGUGGGGUUAUUCAGGCUUUAAUACCCCUCCAAUGUAUGGUGACUUUGAAGCACAGCGUCACUGGAUGGAGAUAACCAUUCACCUGCCCCUGUCGAAGUGGUAUACCUAUGACCUACAGUAUUGGGGACUUGAUUAUCCGCCAUUGACAGCGUACCAUAGCUGGCUGCUAGGAAAAAUUGGCUCGGUUUUCGAUCCCACUUUGUUCGCCUUGGAUGACUCUCGUGGAAUUGAGGGCUCUCUUCUGAAAGUUUUCAUGCGUGCAACGGUGGUUGUGUCCGAGUACCUCGUAUAUAUCCCAGCUAUUGUCACUUUCCUGCGACGUUACACCCGGAUGCAAGCGGUACCCGUAUGGUCCUCGUCCAUCGCACUCAGCGCCAUCCUUCUGCAGCCAGCAACCAUACUUAUCGAUCACGGCCACUUUCAGUAUAAUACUGUCAUGCUGGGAUUAUUUGUUGCGUCUUUGGAUGCUAUAAUGGCAGGACGCAUGCUUUGGGCGUGUAUUUUCUUUGUCGGGGCUCUUGGGUUUAAGCAAAUGGCUCUGUACUAUGCUCCGGUUAUGUUCGCAUUUCUCCUUGGAAUCUGCAUCUUUCCGCGGAUUCGGCUUGUCCGGCUUUUCUGCAUAGCCCUCGUUACCAUUGCUUCCUUUACCGCCCUCCUUCUUCCUCUGCUACUUGGGGCUACUAGCACCGAGGCUGGGAAACAGCCAGUCCCUGAGCCACCUUUGCUUCAGGCUUUCCCCGUCAAUCUGGACCAUGGAUCAUCAUUAUACCUAAUUCUCUUUCAAUUGACACAGAUAGUCCACAGGAUUUUCCCAUUCUCGCGAGGUCUCUUCGAGGACAAAGUGGCGAAUGCGUGGUGCGCCAUUCACACAUUUUACAAACUCCAUCAUUUCGAGCCUGAAUUGUUGAAGCGCGUAUCACUCGGCGCUACCCUAGCAUCGAUCUUGAUACCGUGUGCCAUCGUCUUCCGUCAUCCGCGCGCUUCAAUUCUGCUCCCCGCUUUUGCUACUGUCGGCUGGGGCUUUUUCCUUUUCUCUUUCCAGGUGCAUGAAAAGAGCGUGCUGUUACCGUUACUUCCCAUGACACUACUUAUCGCCGGUGAUGGAGGGCUCAAUAAAGAUACCCGGUCAUGGGUUGGUUGGGCAAACAUCCUUGGUUCCUGGACUCUAUAUCCCCUUCUCAAGCGAGAUGGCCUCCAAGUGCCAUAUUUCGUGGUGACUUGCCUCUGGGCCUAUCUAUUAGGCCUUCCCCCGACGUCGUGGCAGAUCUACCGCCACCAGAGGCCGGUUGGGGAGGUAGAAGCGGAUACUGAACCUCAUGGUCUUACAAGACUAAUACAUAUUUUGUUUUAUCUCGCAAUGGUGGGAUGGCAUGUCUUGGAGGCUUUCAUUCCUCCUCCUCCAGGCAAGCCAGAUUUAUGGGUUGUUCUCAAUGUUCUCAUUGGCGCUGGUGGCUUUGGGAUUUCAUACCUUUGGUGUUUGUGGAAGUUGAUCAGCCUAUCCCGUCGGAUCGAUUCUAAAGUGGAGGAUGCUCGGAAGAAGAACCAGUGA